Molecule: messenger RNA, 1816 nt
Organism: Cydia splendana
Lineage: Eukaryota; Metazoa; Arthropoda; Insecta; Lepidoptera; Tortricidae
Gene: Cyce
Product: G1/S-specific cyclin-E
Exons: 9
Coding region: 317-1816 (499 amino acids)
Biological process (GO): G1/S transition of mitotic cell cycle; regulation of cyclin-dependent protein serine/threonine kinase activity
Cellular component (GO): cytoplasm; nucleus; cyclin E1-CDK2 complex
Molecular function (GO): cyclin-dependent protein serine/threonine kinase regulator activity
Source: RefSeq, a predicted model, not a curated record
UUGGCCGUUAGUUGUCCUGCAGGGGUACCAGGGUUUACCGCGACAUUUUCGCGCGGAAAGCCGGGCGUUAUUGAGCCGUGAAAACUGAAAAGUAACAUGUAAAUUUUGAAAAUUAGCAUAAGUGUAUCGUUUUAGUUCAUAUAUAGUGUUAUAUACAAAGUUUGUGCAAAGAAAAAUCUCUAAAAUUCGUGUAUUUGUGUUCAUAGUUGAGACAUCAAUACUGAUGCUCAAGGAAAUUUUGUUCAUUGCUAUUUGGAUUAAUUUGUGAAUGAUCAGGGUGAGGGACUCGCGCCGCAGCUGACCAGUCCCUCGCAUCAUGGCGCAACCUGGCUCCCCCGAUGACUGCACUGAAAAACGGAUGACCCUGAAACGGAAACGGAACUCUACUGAUGAUGAGGAGGUUGAGAACAUGCCCCCGAUGAAGAUGGCUCAGAAAUUAGAAGAAGACUUAAGCGACCAAGCAGCCCACAAUGUGGUUGUGGAAUCAACAUCCUCCAGUGACGAGGACACCCAGUUUGGUAACAUCGAGCAGCCAAGGAGUGUGUUCACCGACCUAGAAUACAACCCAGAUAGUUUCCUAAGCCCACCGAGUAUACCUGAACUGCCAAAUUGUGUGCUGAGCCCUCUGGAGAAUGUGGCCAGGGGCGACUCCACACCACACACUAACAAAAGGCCCAGCACUAGCAAGUUAGAAUACCCCCUCCCCAAACGCAAGUGCCCCCUCCCCGGGCUCUCCUGGGCGGACCCCAGCGACGUGUGGAAGGGAAUGUGCGAGUGCGACGCAAGAUCCAGCAUGAGGAAGAACCCCAGCAUGUUCGACAACCAUCCCAACUUGCAGCCUAGAAUGCGAGCGAUACUGCUCGACUGGCUUAAUGAGGUAUGCGAAGUGUACAAACUACACCGGGAGACAUUCCACCUGACCGUGGACUACGUGGACCGGUAUCUCUCCAACACGGACGACGUGCAAAAGGGACGGCUGCAGCUCAUUGGUAUCACUUGCCUCUUCAUCGCCGCAAAAGUCGAAGAAGUCUACCCACCGAAGAUCGGCGAGUUCGCGUACGUCACCGACGGCGCCUGCACCACCGACGAAAUCCUCCUCGAAGAGCUCCUCAUCCUCAAAAUACUAUCCUGGAACAUCACGCCUAUUACUAUAAACAGCUGGUUAAAUGUGUACAUGCAGCUGGCCAGUGAAGGGAGGAGCGCGAAGCGGAGAUUGAUAAGUGAAACCGAUGUGGGCGCGAACGCGUUACGAGGGUACACGUUCGUGUUCCCGCAGUACAGUUCGCUGGAGUUCGUGGUGUGCGGGCAGCUGAUCGACCUGGCCGUGCUGCACACGGACGUGAACCAGUUCUCGUACAGCGUGGUGGCCGCGGCGGCGAUCGCGCACGCCUUCGAUAAGGACCUGGCCAUUAGGGUGUCGGGCUGGACGUGGGAAGUCCUGGAGCCGUGCUACCGAUGGCUGGCGCCGUCCGUGGCCGUGGUGAAGGCCGAGGGCGCCGUCAGCGCCGUCCGCGGCGGCGACGGCGAGUUCCUGCAGCGCGCCGCCGGCCUCGACCUCAUCUGUCCCGACCUCAACGUGGACGAGAGCCAUCGCAUACAGUCGCACAACGUCACGCUCGACAUGUUUGUGAGUACCUCAUGUUGUGAGGACAAAGUGAUCCACUCGCCCACCGACGAGCCGUCCGUGUCCACGCACAUCCCCGCCGACAUGUACCCCCCCACGCCGCCGCAGUCCGACCAGAAGAGCCCCCCGCCGCCCACCAAGACCCCCUCCAGCUCCGGCAGGCCCGACGUGCGGCUGCACGCUGACGAAUAG